UUAUUAUGAAGAAAUAAAGAUAUCCCCCCAAAACAAAAAAGAUAUCAAAAUGUGAAAAUAAAUAUUUUUAAAAAAUUAGCCACGAAAAAAAUAAACGAGGGGAAUGAUACAUAAAUUUGACGAGAAAGCCAAAGAAUAUAAAAAUUUAGGGAUACUCAAUAAUAUCGAUCUCAAUAAUGGCUUCCACAUGAAAAGGAAACAUUCGAGCACCAAUUGCACCAAGCCGAUGAAAAAGUCCUUCGCAAUCGACGACAUCUUGGAAGAAAUUCCAAACGAUACCAGUAAUAUGAUCUCUAACAUUCACAACGAUUCUUUAAAUAGUCAAUGCUCAUCUUUUAAUGGCUCUAACAUAAGCUUGAAUUCUGUUGGCAGUAGUCUUCAAAACAUCGCAGAAGUUGGAAAUGAUCACACAAUCGAAUUCACGAAUAAUCUUCACACAAAAAUUAACGAUAGCACCGAGGAAGAAUGUGAAUCGAUGAUCAAUGCAAGGGAUAUGUGGAAAUUCUAUCAAAAUCAUCAGAAUCCGCUAUCUUACUAUCACCACCAACCAUACCUACCUUACAACUAUUAUUCUUUGUUAAAACACGAUAACACCGACCCUAAUAUUUCCAACUCUACCACAAUUAACCUAGAAAAAGACCAGAGUAUUUCCAAUCCAUCUAUUACUCGCAAAUUAAUCCAAAAUGGUACGAGUACCAGCUCCGCAAAAGCCAACUCUACUUCCCGAACCCAUAAAGUUAAAAACACAUAUCCUAACGAAUUCGAUUUGAAAGACCCGGAAACAUUAAAUCGACUAAGCGUAUGUACACUGAGAAAACACAAAGCGAAUCGAAAACCGCGAACUCCGUUCACUUCUAGUCAAUUGGUUUUGCUGGAAAAGAAAUUUAGGAACAAACAAUAUCUAUCGAUAGCGGAGAGGGCACAAUUCUCCAAUUCACUGGAAUUGUCGGAGACUCAGGUCAAAAUUUGGUUUCAAAAUCGAAGAGCUAAGCAAAAACGUAUGAAAGAAGCCGAGAUAGAGAAACAAGAAAAGUUGAGAUUCGAACAAGAUUUCAAACAAGACAAAAAUAAUCACUCUACUAUUGAUUUUUCGAACGAAAAUCUAAAGCAUUUAGAUGACACGCCAAACGAAGAUUCCAUGACCGAAUCGGAGUAUGUAGAGAAAAAUAUUGUCAAUACUCACAAAACGAAAAAUGAAGCCAACUGUAAAAUCAAAUCUGAUUCUUCAGGUAACCAUUUGUCGAUAUCCGUUGAUCUCCCGAUCACCAAUUCCGAGAAAACGUCUGAUCUAGUUUAUUCGAGUGGCAACCUUUUGCGUGAUAAAGAGAACAAUUUCUCAACUAAUUCCAAGACCGAGCCAACGUUUCCUAUUAACUCGAUUUUUAAAUUAGAUCUAGAAACACCUUUUGAGUUAGAUACUAUGUUCAAAGGUUACCCAUUUUAUUCCGGAUACAAUGCCAAAAGUAAUCUAUACAAUCAUCAAAUGACUCAACUAAUGAGGAAUAUAUUCAAUCAUUAUAGUUGGCCUAUAUCAUAAAAAUUUAUAGCAAUCAUAAUUAA
Gordionus sp. m RMFG-2023 is the source of this 1560-nucleotide messenger RNA. RefSeq names its product homeobox protein DTH-2-like. The transcript is spliced from 3 exons. Lineage: Eukaryota; Metazoa; Nematomorpha; Gordioida; Chordodea; Parachordodidae. Gene Ontology annotation, molecular function: DNA-binding transcription factor activity, RNA polymerase II-specific; RNA polymerase II transcription regulatory region sequence-specific DNA binding. Gene Ontology annotation, cellular component: nucleus. The coding region runs from base 104 to 1537 and encodes 477 amino acids. Gene Ontology annotation, biological process: regulation of transcription by RNA polymerase II; embryonic morphogenesis. The record is from RefSeq and is a predicted model, not a curated record.